CCUCGCAUAAGAAUAAGAAUAUAAUGGGAAACUACAUGUCUUCUGGUCGAAAUGGCAGGGGCAAAAUUGUUCACUGGGAUGGAUCGGUUCAAGAAUUUGAUAAACCCGUGACGGUGGCUGAGCUCAUGCUGGAGCAUCCUCAACAGCGGGUGGUGGAGUUCCAUUCUGCUGUCAACCAGAGAAGGCCAAAUCCGUUACCCGCCGAUCAAAAUCUUCAAACCAACAACAUUUAUCUGAUGCUUCCCAUGAAGCGAGGCAAGCCCCUCGGGUUAAACGCUCAGGAUGCUCGUCGUUUUCUUCUGAUUCUCAACUCCGCUGGUCUGCGUUCCAAGUCCCUCCUUCCCUCUUCUUCCGGCAGAUUUCUUCCUUGGCUUGGUCGCAUGUGCCACCAUCCCAAUGCAGUAGCGGCAGGUCAUCCCACACAAAAAAAGCCACAGAUAUCGGAAGAGGAGCAGACGGAAGAGGUGUGCAGGGACGUGUUCCCUGAGAUUCUUCCGCCUGAAAGACCUGAAUAUUUGAGUCGUGAGCUUUCCGGGAAAGGGUGGAAGCCCAGCUUGGACCCGAUCACAGAGAAGAAAAUCGAAACAAAAAUCUCUCACUGGUUGUUCUUCAAGGCUUUCUAGUGUUUUCACUCUAUGCGGAGCAUCCUGGGCAUUAUUUAUGCAUGUAACUAUGUACCAGAGUUAGAGAUACCUGAGACCUGCCUUAAUUUAAUUAUAUGUACGUAUCUGAUCAUGAUAUCUUAGACCUAGGUUAAUGUGCUUCCUCUUGAACUUCGUUUAACGAGGUGAACAUGCUAAUUCCAAAUAUUGUAAUUUGUGAUGAGGAAGCCGUUUGUUCUAUUGUGAUUUAGUCGCCUAAAUCAGAGGGUUGAGUAGUUUUUAAGAAAUCCAAGUUUUCAAGUGAUGUGCCGGUAUGUGUUAAGAAGAGGCGUGACUUUAUUAUUAAUUGGUAUU
Neltuma alba is the source of this 956-nucleotide messenger RNA. RefSeq lists its product as uncharacterized. The record is from RefSeq and is a predicted model, not a curated record. NCBI's taxonomy places the organism in Eukaryota, Viridiplantae, Streptophyta, Magnoliopsida, Fabales, Fabaceae. The transcript has a single exon. The coding region runs from base 24 to 623 and encodes 199 amino acids.